Carya illinoinensis is the source of this 1844-nucleotide messenger RNA. Its product is annotated as poly(A) polymerase I-like. The transcript is spliced from 14 exons. The coding region runs from base 199 to 1776 and encodes 525 amino acids. NCBI's taxonomy places the organism in Eukaryota, Viridiplantae, Streptophyta, Magnoliopsida, Fagales, Juglandaceae. The record is from RefSeq and is a predicted model, not a curated record. Gene Ontology annotation, molecular function: RNA binding; nucleotidyltransferase activity. Gene Ontology annotation, biological process: RNA processing.
CCCUAAAAUUGGUGACAUGGGCUUGAAAGAUAUCCUUAGCUCAAAUUACACUAGCUGAUUAUCCUGAGACAAUAAUCAGAGGCCUAUCUACAUCUGGCUGCGAUUCAAGCUUCCGAGCAUCCUCCCUCCAUUCUCAACCUUGAGAAUUUUCAUGUUAUGACAUGGUGAAUCCCUUCCUUUCCUCUGCUCUGAGUAUCAAUGGCGUUCACUGCUGUCGGGAUAGCAUUGAAGACUCAACUCACAUUUCGUCGCCCUCUGGUUUUCUGCGUCCGAAAGGUGCGAUACAGCGGUUCUCUUGCAGCAGUUGAUUUGGUUGCUGAACCAGUGUCUAAACACGAAGGAGAAGUAUUUGGGAGGGAUAACAAGGGACACGAAUGGAAGAAGUUGAAUUCUGAAGUACUGGGGAUUGAAACAUGGAUGAUAUCGAAGCCUACGCGGGUGGUAUUGAACGGGCUAAGGAAAAAAGGAUAUGAGGUCUACCUUGUUGGAGGUUGUGUGCGAGAUCUUAUAUUGAAGAGAACUCCAAAAGACUUCGAUAUCAUUACGUCAGCUGAACUUAAGGAGGUGCGGAAAACAUUUGUACGAUGCGAAAUUGUUGGGAAACGAUUUCCCAUAUGCCAUGUUCAUGUCUAUGAUACCAUUGUGGAGGUUUCAAGUUUCAGCACCUCUGUUGGUAAGUCCAGUUGGAAGUUGGGUAAUAAUUUCAGUAAACCUUCCGGCUGCAAGGGGCGCGACUAUAUUCGCUGGAGGAAUUGCAUACAGCGAGACUUUACUAUUAAUGGGUUGAUGCUUGAUCCAUAUGCACAAGUAGUGUAUGACUAUAUGGGAGGGAUGGAAGAUAUCAGAAAAUUUAAAGUGCGUACUGUGAUACCUGCAAAUGUUUCUUUUGUGGAGGACUGUGCUCGCAUUUUACGUGCAGUCAGAAUUGCAGCUCGUUUAGGAUUUCGUUUCACCAAAGAGACGGCUCUUUCUGUAAGAGAAUUAGCUGGCUCGGUGUUAAGACUUGAUAAGGGGAGGAUCCUCUUGGAAAUGAAUUAUAUGCUGGCUUUUGGGUCUGCAGAAGCUUCCUUGAGGUUAUUGUGGAGAUUUGGACUUUUAGAGAUACUGCUGCCCAUCCAAGCAUCUUAUUUUGCUUCCCAAGGGUUUCGGAGACGUGAUGGGAGAUCUAACAUGCUUCUAUCUUUGUUUUCCAACCUCGAUAAACUUGUGGCACCUAAUCGGCCAUGCCAUUGUAGCUUAUGGAUUGCUAUCUUAGCAUUUCAUAAAGCUCUGUUUGACCAGCCUCGGGAUCCUGUGGUUGUUGCUGCAUUCGGCCUAGCUGUCCACAGUGGUGGAUCUUUGUCUGAAGCUGUAGAAAUUGCAAGGGAGAUCUCCCAACCAUAUGUCCCAAGCUUUGAUGAAUUAUUAGAACCUCGAGAUAUAGACUUCAAUGAUGCAUUAAUGGAUGAUGUUAUUGAUCUUUCAGUAUCUGUCAAAGCUGCAUUAUGUAAGAUGACAGAUCAAUUUUACAUUUCCCAAGCAAUGGCCAAGUACCCAGAAGCACCAUACUCAGAUAUGGUUUUUAUCCCAUGGGCAUUGUCUCUGAGGGUAUCCAAGAUUUUUGAAUGCAUUGGAAGAGGAAUGGAAAGAGGAUGUGUCCCCAAAAGGGGGAAACAAAUUAACUAUGAGUCUUUGGCAUUAGGGAGCUUGAAGGAGGUUCGACAUUUGUUUGCUAGGAUUGUUUUCGACACUAUUUAUCCUCCUCACCAAAACAGAGACAAGCACAUUGCUACCUGAAAAUUUUUUGUAGUCAAAUAGUAUAUAAUGUGAGCAAUAACUGGUUAUAAGAACCAAGUUUUGAGCCA